Messenger RNA from Hordeum vulgare subsp. vulgare (domesticated barley), 2282 nucleotides. RefSeq lists its product as uncharacterized. The transcript is spliced from 4 exons. The coding region runs from base 434 to 883 and encodes 149 amino acids. The record is from RefSeq and is a predicted model, not a curated record. NCBI's taxonomy places the organism in Eukaryota, Viridiplantae, Streptophyta, Magnoliopsida, Poales, Poaceae.
CUCCCGUUCCUCUCCAGGCCGCAUCCCAUCCCGGGCGGGGUGUCAUCUGCGUCAACCCACCUGAUAGCCAAAGAACCAAGAGAGACGAGGGAUGAGGGGUGGCGGGCGGGCGCGGCAGAACGCGAUCCGAUCGGGCAUCAUGGUGCUGGGCGCCGCCGCCUUCGCCUACCUCUCCUACCGCGUCGGGUUCAAGCCCUACCUCGACCGCGCCCAGGAGGCCAUGGACUCCCACCACGCCGCCGCUGCCGAUGCUUCCGCCUACGCCUCCUGGGAGGACCAGCCCGACCUCCCCGGGGACGGCGACGGCGGCCUCAGGCCGUCCAGGGACCCGGCCGCCAUGCUUCGCGACUGACACCGCCUACCUUCUCGGGCCUCGUCAGAUCCUCGGGCUUGUUGUGGCAUUUCGCUGAACACUCUGUGAGCGGAUAAUAAAAUGCACCGGAACUGUUUUCGGCAACGCAAUCCUCCCCCACCCCGUGCUGUCUUCGCUGGUAUGGCGACCCGACUCGGUGUGGCGCAGACCUGCUCGGCGACGCUCGCCGGCAACCACCUGAUGCGGGACGCCGCCGCGCUCCCGGAGACCGUGAUCCAUGGCGAACUUGUUCCGUUUGUCUCAUGGUUCUGCCUACGUGUGUGUUUAUGUUGUUGUACAUCUAUUUGUUUGUUGUUCUGUUUGUCCCAUGGUGUUUCCUUCUACUGGAGAGCGGGUGAAGGUGGAGCCACUCAAGGAGAAGGGGUCAACAUGGCCGUUGUGUCGCGCUCGCCCACCUUCGACAUCGCCAGGGACUUCAUCGAUAAGAUCGAGCUCCAGCCCAUGUUCGUCGCGCAGGAGAGGGCAGCCGUGGUUUCCUCACGCAAAUGUUGCUCUGUUUCCCGACAUUGAUGAUGCUCGCUCUCUGCUGUAGGUGAUGCUGGAUGGUGAUAUCAGCAUGCACAUUGAGUAGAUAUAUACGUGUUGGCUGUUCUUGUAGUUUUAUGAUUUUCAUAUUCAUUAGAAUCAAGUAGACUUAAUUUUGCAUGACUAAAUUUUCUAGUGUGGAUAUAUAUUGUCAAGUUUCCUAAAAAUCUCAGUGUGCAGUUCUGCAUGUUUCUGAUGUGAAACACCUAUGUAUGGCUAAUCGUUUAGAUGAUACAAUUUCCUAAUGUUGAACUUUUUCUUAACUAAUGAAGAACUCCCCUCUUUUUGUUAGUAAUAGAUAGUAUCUGUCAGUUUUGUUCAAAAAAAAAUUCUGAAUGUUUCUGAUGUGAAAGCAUAUUUGGAUCAUUAGAACUCUGCAUGACUGUUUUCUCACUAAAUGAUGAUCGUUGGUGUUGACUAUUUUCCGUAGUUAUCUGAAUUGCAUGUUUAUUUGGAUCCAUUAGACCUUUUCAUGAUUAACUUAAGUUUGGAUUUAUAUUAUUUUCACAACCUUCCUCGAAGGCUCGAGUGAGACUUUGAUGUUUGUGAAUGUUUUUGACAUUGACUAGAUAUAUUGGUGUUGACUAUUCUUGUACUUUGUUUUCUGAUGUGCAAGUUUGUUGGAAUCUGGUUCUCUUCACCUGCUCCUCUCCUCCUCCUCGGCCUCUGCUGCUGCUGUGCAUAGAUAUGUUUAUUUAUUUGAAGUAUGCGUAUAUUAGCACCAUACUAGUAUUAAAAUUAUGUUGACCGAAUAAUAUCUCAAAUAGAACAUGAGUUAUGCUGCAUUAGUUGGUUCCUAAAUUAGUACAAAAGAAAGAAGGACUUGAACUUACGCUAGUACUGAUGAAUAUUUCUUCUACAUAUCUUAUACCAAAAUUAAUUGGAUCACUAAUUCUGUUUUCUACCUGAUUGUAGUUUUCGUUCAUUCUGUUUUCUACCUGAUUGUAGUUUUCAUUAAUUUUAAAAUGUGUUUGUGAUUGCACAUGCCAUAUUUCUAGUUUAGGGAGAACAACGAGACUCUUAAUGGUUACAUGGAUGGAAAAUGGGAUGUCACAUUCGAUAUGUGCACGACGAGGAACCUGUUUACUUGGAUCCACCAUUGUCUAAUGUUUGAUGUUGUGUACAUCUUAUUCUUAUUUUUUGCACAGGUGAAGUACAAAUCCAAGUGUGAAGCUAUGAAGCGUAUUAAAAAAGAGUAGUAUAUGUAUUGUAAUAGUAGGCAUAUCUGGGUUGUGGUGUAGUAUAAAUUAAGAUUGUAAUAGAGAAAUUUAUUCUUGGUUUGGACGAAUUUCAUUUGCUCCCUAGCCUGUUUGAAAUAUUGAUUGUGAAUGUGAUUUGAAUACCUAUGAAAUGGCAAUUUGACAAGGGGGACCAAGUUAUGAUA